Molecule: messenger RNA, 1354 nt
Organism: Prunus mume (Japanese apricot)
Lineage: Eukaryota; Viridiplantae; Streptophyta; Magnoliopsida; Rosales; Rosaceae
Product: Pectin lyase-like superfamily protein
Biological process (GO): carbohydrate metabolic process
Molecular function (GO): polygalacturonase activity
Source: RefSeq, a predicted model, not a curated record
CGAUGCAGGGUGGUCAUUAUUUUUUGCUACUUUUUGUUGGGCCAUUAGUUUCUGUCAGUAUUGCUUGUUCAACUGAACAUGCAAAUCAAACGACUUUUGAUGUCAGUGACUAUGGAGCUGUCAGUGGAGGCCACAUAGAUGAUUCCGAAGCAUUCUUGAAGGCCUGGAAUGCAGCAUGCGCCUCAGAAACUGAAAAUCCUACCUUAAUCGUUCCACCGAAGAGAUUUCUGCUCAAUCCAAUCGUUUUCAGCGGUCCAUGCAGGGCUAAAAACAUCAAUUUUUUGAUAUUUGGGAGACUUUUGGCACCAGACUCCCCUGGAGCAUGGAAGGAGCUUGACCCAAGUCAAUGGCUAGCUUUCAAUGGUGUAAGCGGUCUCAAUAUUGCUGGCCCUGGUAGAAUCAAUGGAAGGGGCAAGGCCUGGUGGGAUCAGUCAUGCAGAGACCACCCUCGCCUGGUGGGAUGCAGUACAUUGGCCCCAACUGCAGUGAAGUUGGUGUCGUGUAAAAACAGCAGCAUCAGUGAGAUUCAUUUCGUAAACAGCUCUCAAACCCAUGUCCUAAUCAGAGAUUGUGAUGGGAUCAACAUAGAAAACGUACUGAUUGAAGCUCCAGAGAGGAGCCCCAACACUGAUGGCAUUCACAUCUCAGCCUCUCACAAUGUGGUUAUCACCAACGCCAUUAUAGGCACCGGUGAUGAUUGUGUGUCCAUUGGAGACCAUACAUCCAACAUAGCCAUCUCCUAUGUUAAAUGCGGUCCGGGUCAUGGAAUUAGCAUUGGAAGCUUAGGGAGGAGUGGGAAUUUUGUUCAGGUAGAGAACAUUCAUGUAAGUAAGGUAUAUCUCCAAGGAACUACCAACGGAGCUCGGAUCAAGACAUGGCAGGUCGGCAGAGGCUAUGUCCGGCGGGUCACAUUCGAGCACAUCUUUUUUCGGUCCGUCAAGAACCCCAUAAUUAUCGAUCAAAACUACUGCAACAAAAGUGAUGCCUGCAAGGAAAUGGAAACUGGGGUUCACAUAACUGAUGUCUCCUUCAAUCAAUUGUAUGGGACAUCUAGUUCCCGUGUAGCUGUGAAUCUGAAUUGCAGUCGCUCAGUUGCUUGCACCAGUAUAUAUUUGAAGUCAAUAUACCUUAGAUCUGCUCUAGCAGGGCAGAACGUGACUUCUAACUGCACCAAUGCCCAUGGCGUUGCCUUCGGAGUAAUUCAACCAGACCCCUGCCUGUAAGUUUGAACUCAUGAUGAUUUACCAUGUUGUGUAAGAAUUUGAUUCAUUUAACUAAUUGAUUCACUUAUCGAACCGAUGGAUUAUGGUGUACAAAAUAAAGACUAGAAGAAUGCUAACAUAUUACUCUCGCC